Messenger RNA from Dentiscutata erythropus, 788 nucleotides. Lineage: Eukaryota; Fungi; Glomeromycota; Glomeromycetes; Diversisporales; Gigasporaceae. The record is from the annotation of a GenBank genome assembly.
AUGCUGCCGAUAAUAUGGCAUAUUUUGAUACCAUAUGAAAAUUUUGUCCGUGUUGAACAAAUAGCGAGUGGUUCUUUCAGUACUACUUAUUUAGGUUAUUGGCUUGAAGGUCCUCGAUGGGUAUGGGAUGAAGAGAGUGAAAGUUGGCUUAGGAAUGGACCGACAAGAUGUGCUCUAAAAAAAAUAGGUAGUUCUAGUGAAAUAAGUAGUGCCUAUUUAAAUAAUAUGUAUUUUCUGUUAUCGUGUCGUUUAAGUCCGAUCACAGCAUUUUUAAUGGUAGGAGAUAUUGUUGAUAUGCUUUGGAGAGUUGUUAAUGGCCUUGAACGAAUUCAUGAUCAUGGACUUUAUCAUGGUAAUCUUCAUGGCGGUAAUUUAUUAGUGGAAAAUGAACCUGAAUCUAUUGAUAUAAGAAUUGCCGAUGUUGGGUUACACGGUCCUCCUUCCAGAGAAAUAAAUUCUAUAAAUUAUGGCGUUCUGCCAUUUAUUGCUCCUGAAGUUUUAAAAGUUACAAUGUGGAUGCUAUCAACUUGUAUACGUCCUUUCUGUCAAGCCCCUCAUGAUUCUGAGCUUGCUUUGAAAAUAUGUAAUGGUUAUCGUCCAGAGAUAGUAGAUGGUACUCCGGAAGUAUUUUCAACUUUAAUGAAAAGAUGUUGGGACAAUGAUCCAAAUAAACGCCCGAAGGCUAGUGAAUUAAGUGAAAUUUUAAGAUCUUGGGUAACAGCAAUUUGCGAUGAUCCAGACCCAUCUCAAAUUUCAGAACAGUUCGAUGCUGCUGAAGAAAAAAAGUU